Clupea harengus (Atlantic herring) is the source of this 3752-nucleotide messenger RNA. RefSeq lists its product as uncharacterized. Lineage: Eukaryota; Metazoa; Chordata; Actinopteri; Clupeiformes; Clupeidae. Bases 939 to 3368 code for a protein of 809 amino acids. The transcript is spliced from 2 exons. The record is from RefSeq and is a predicted model, not a curated record.
GUGCUCGUUUAAUCUGCGCGAUUCACCACGCUCCACAUCCCAUACACACACACAUAUCCAACUCCUCAACCAAGAUUCCAUAAUGAGGUUGCUGUCACACAGGAUUGUGUGACACACACACACACACACACACACACACACACACACACACACCCUCGCCGUGGACGCUUGUGCCUUGAACCAGAAACAGAGUCGGCUGACUCAAAAGGGCAGAGAGGAGAUGCCCCCACAGACAAGACUACACACUGUGGCAUCUUCAGCAAGGAAAUGAAGGGGCUCAGAGAGAGAGAGAGAGAGAGAGAGAGAGAGAGGGAGAGGGAGAGGGAGAGAGAGAGAGAGAGAGAGAGAGAGAGAGAAACAUCUUAUGAAAUAUUAAUCAUGGAGUGCUGCUUUUUCCAGUGCAGUGCACAUUUUUACUCAGUCCAGGGGGCAAAUUUUGCCCGAUAUUAAAAAAAAAAAUGGAGCUGCAGACAAACGCGAUGCAGGCAAUCCCUGGCACUGCGCUGGAGCUCUGUGUUCACUACUUCCGUCUAUCUCUUUUUCUCUCUCUCUCUGUCUCCCUCUUUAUCUAUCUCUCUUUUUUUUCUGUCUCUCUCGAUAUCUCUCCUUCUCUGGGGCCUAGGGGGCCACUGGUGGAAUCUGUGUGAUUCCCCUCUUCAUGCUCUCAUAUCUCCGCUCUGAGCUCCCAUUGUUAGGCAAACCACAUGGCAGAUUUGAGACGCUUGUGGUUAUCACGGAAUAUGAUGCACAGGACUCCAUUCCCAGAGGGAAAUUGGAUUGCUAUACUGUCAGAUGCACUGACCGAUGGUCAUUGAACUGAAGUCUCUUGUGGACCAUAAGGAAAUAUAUUUUUUUGAUACCUAAAAAGAGGAGAGGGGCGAGACUGUGAUUGCACAUUUUGUUUUAUUUUUUUUAUUUUCGCCCCGUGUGGAAACAAUAUGGCGGCAACUGAGGCGUGUGCUGCCCCCGUCCAGGCAGAGAGCACAGAGACUAAAGUAGAGGAAGUGAAGCCCGCCAACGCGGACCCAGCACCAGCGCCGGCCCAGGAGGCAGAGGAGACGAAAGAGACGGUGGCCAACGACGCCACCCUGAACAACGAGCAGCCCGCGGAGCAGCCAGCAGAGCAGCCCGCCGAAGGCAAAGCCAAGCCAGCCUCGGAGAACAUCCUGGGUUCCUUCCUAAACAAAAGCGGCCUGGGGAAACUCAUGGGCGGAGGCAAGAAGAAGAAAGAGCCCAGCGCAGGUGGGGAGGAUGGGGUCGCCGCCGCGGGCGACGCAGAGAAGGACAAGAGCCAGGCGGAUGAGGGCAACAAGGAGCAGCCGGCCAAUCAGACAGCAGAUGGCGGCGAGGCCGGGGCCGAGGACCAGGCCAUAGAGAAAGCGCCGGAGAACGAGGAAGUGGUGGCCGGAAAAGAUGCCAAGCCCAAGCAAGGGGAGAAGUCCAGUGUGCGGGACUUCAUCCGCAAGCCCGUCGCCAGAAUUUUCUCACACAGAAGCACAGAGAAGAAGGAGGGUGCAGGCGAGGGCAAGAAGGGUGGUAAGGUCCGGUCCAGAUCCCUAGACAGGCUGGAAGAUGCUGAUGCAAGCACGGUGGUUGCCGUGGACCAGGCAGAAGAGGUCCCGGAGGCGGCGGAAGAGUCCGAGAAGGCUGCCGCUCAGACCACUAAACACAUGAAACGCUGGCACUCCUUCAAGAAGCUGAUGGCCCAAAAGUCCCACAAGAAAAGCACAGACGACACCAAGGAGGGGGAAGGUGCUGAGGAGGGCGCAGAAGGGGCGGGCGACUCAUCGACACUCGACUCCGCCACAAAAUCAGAACAUUCCGGCCAGAAACGGUGGAAGCUGAAGAGAUCGUGGACAUUCCAGGGCCUGAAGAGAGACACGUCGGUCACAGGCAUCCACAAGGCGGCAAAGGAGGGCGAGAAAGAAGGCGAGGAGAAAGAAGGAGAAGAGAAAGGAGAGGAAGCCGGCGCCAGUGCAGAGAAUGACCAGGGAACUGAAGCCAGCUCAGAAGAGCCCAAGGCUGCAGUGGACGGAGAGACACAGGAAAAGAGCGGCACAGACGGCGAAGAGGAAAAGGGGGCUGCCGCCGCUGCCCCACAGCGCGCUAAAUCAGUGGACCAACAUGCCAACGAGAUCUGGACCUCGUUCAAGAAGCGCGUGACCCCCAAGCCGAAAAAGUCGACAGACGCCAGUGCCGGGGUGGAGGAAGGGGCCGAGGCGGCCGGGGAGCAGGAGCAGACUGAGGACCAGCAGGCGGCUAAAGACUCUGGCAAGACAGCCAAGACGAAACGGACGCACUUCAACCGCGCCGUGUCGCUAAAGAACUUCAUCAUGCGCAAGGGCGGCAAGAGCACCAGCGUCGACCUUGGAGGUGAGGGCUCGGCGAAGGAGGAGGCAGAGGGGCAAGAAGACGGCGUGGCAGAAGAGGCGGACGCCAAAGGCGGUAGCGAAGAAGGCACUGCUGACACAGCUGAGGCAGCAGGGGCGGCGGCCGAGACCCCUCAGGCCACAGCAGAGAAGGAGGAGCCAGCUGCUGCUGCUGCUGAUGCCACCCCCACCACCGCGCCUGCCACUCAGAGCGAUGACAAGGCUGAAGUGGCUCAGGUGGCAGACGAGCCCAAGGCAGCUGACGCAGAGGAGAAGAAGCCCGAUGUGGUCGCACCAUCUGGUCAGCAGCCGCAGCAGCAGCAGGCGGCAGUGGUAGAGUCACCGCGCCCCGCCGAGCCAGCCACCGUGGUGGAAGCCGUGGCUGACCAACCGGCGCCUGAGGCCAAGACCAACGGGGAGAAUGGGUGCUCGGAUGGCACAGCGCACAAUCACGAGGCGGCCGACGGCGAGGCUACUCUCGAGACCAAGCUGGAGGGCCUCAGCCUCAACUGCAAGGAGGUCGUCAACGACGACGUCGUCGUGAGCGGGAAGGCCAAGGACGGCAAGAUCCUGAGCCCGGACGGGAAGUGCGGCGGUAAAGGAAACGCGGUGGCCCAAAGCGGUGAGUGUGCACCGGCAGACGUAGAACCUAGCGAUCACCGCCACAUGGGUGAGGGUGACAUUACAGAGUCUAUGGCAGAACUAGAGGCUGCUAGGUGCUUUGAGGGACUAGAGGCUGGGGAAGGAGGGUCUCCUCAAAAUGGAGGAACCCUGGCAGGGUCAGAGGAUGCCAACGCUGAGAGAACUGACGGAGUUGAGGAGGAGGAGGAGUUGAAGAAGAUGUUUUACGAGGCUGCGUCCUCCAUCGUCCGGUCAGUGGUGUCUGCCGCUGCUGAACAGUUAGAGAAAGAGACGGACUACCUGGACAGUAGUUUUAAAUGCUCUCACCCGGCCAACAAUGGCAAUUACCCAGAUAUCGAUGUCAGUUACUACCACUAAGCAUGCACUUAGAAGCCCCUACAUACCCUCUCUUCCCCAGCCUCUCUGUGGGUGCUUAAUAUCUAGUGUUGUCUGCUUCUUUGAGGAUAGGAUUUUAGGUCUUUAUUUUUUUAAAUCUAGAAAUAUAAUCUUUUUGUCUGUACCACUGUUGAAAGCCAUAUAAAUAUACGUAAUGAUAUAUUCACUGGAUAUUCCAAAGCUCCCUUUAAAUUGACGUUAAUAUGAAUGUUUUGAAAAUGCAAACACUAACAUAUAAGUGCAAUGGUCCUUCUCUGAUUACUCACUAAUGGUUGUCUAUCCUCUCUCAGGUCAUAAAAGGUAAUACCGGCGCCCUCAUAUUGAUCUCUAGAUAUGAAUAUGUCUGUGGUAGUUUACAGGAACCCU